Messenger RNA from Acanthocheilonema viteae, 2670 nucleotides. The record is from the annotation of a GenBank genome assembly. NCBI's taxonomy places the organism in Eukaryota, Metazoa, Nematoda, Chromadorea, Rhabditida, Onchocercidae.
AUGGCUUCAGUGCCCGUACGGGCGCUUAAUGCGUUGUGUAACGAAACAUCACGCAACAUUCAAGAAUGGCUUACGGAAUUGACGAUAAGCAGUGAGCCGGAAUGCAUCUUCAUUUUAUAUGCGAAAUCAUUUUUGGAUCAUACCGAACAACAACAUUUAUCAGUGAUAUCAAAUCAUUGUGAAGAUCAAGUUGAACGAAUUCAUUUAGGUUCUACAAGUUCGUCAGCACCAAUAAAGCCAAAACGAUGUAUUGCUCGGAUGAUGUCUUCAUCUUCGGAGCAUGUUAUGACUGCUUCAACGCCAGUACCGCAUGCAAAUAAUGAGAAAUAUCGUAGCACCGUAUGUUAUCAGCUUAAUGAAGCAAAAAUCACUUCCACAAAAUGCAAUCCAGCACCAAUAUCAGCAUUUAUUCGUGUGAAAUCGUGCAACGAUUCUGAUAACAACAAUAUGACUAAAGUGAAAUCAGAAUAUAACUCAUCUACCAAUGAAAUAUCAUCAGCUAUGAAAUUUUCCGCAACGUCGGGACAUAAUGCAAGAACGUCCUUCUCUUAUCCGCAAAAUCGAUCAUUUGUACCGAAAAUUUCCACCAAAGGAUACGGUUAUCGAUGUAGAUUACGUCGUAAAUCACAGAAAUUAUACAAAUCAUCACUUCAACAACAACAACAGCAAAAACAAGAGGAAAAAGAAACAGUUGAAAUUGAUCGGAAACGGAAUGACGGAACAAGAACGAUUACUGACAGAACAAUGAUUGCAAAUGAUUCCAAUUUUAAUACUUCGCAAUGUUUAGUUGCUAAAUCGUCAUCAUUGAAUGUUAACACUGAUCAAGGGAUAGCAAAACGGCAUGAUCAAUCAAUAUGUAUUGAAAAUGAACAAAAUCUCAUCUGUUCAAAAAAUCAAUCAUCAUUACACGUUAUGAACAUCAAUAGUAAUUCGGAGAACUCUGAAAUGCUGUAUAGGAAGCAAUUAAAUUUUUCCAGAAAGUAUAAUAGUAAUGAAUCGGGAAAUUUUUUCAACACUCAAAAAGAUGAUUCACAAUUAUCAGUUGUACCAUUUGUAAAAUUUCGAAAGCCACCGAAAACAACGAUUUCAGUUCAGAAAAAAGUAAAACCAGACAGAAGGUCUGAUUCAGUGGAUAGUUGUAAUCGAAAUCAAUUUUCAAGCAAUCACCAGAUUCGGACAUCGUGCAAAGCGGUAAAUCAUGAGCAGGUAUCCGCUGAUGCACCAUCAAGUUCACAAGUGAUAAAAUCGAUUUCAAAUAUUGCAAGAUAUUCCGGUUAUUAUCCUGAUGAUGAUAUUAUUGAAUCAACUUUAACCGGAGUAACAACAUCGGCAGCAUUUGAAUCGGUUGAUUCAAGUACUAAUAGCAGCGUAGAUUCGGGACAAGGAUCGACUGAAUUAAAUUUUCAAAAUUGUUCGCCAAAGGAUUCACUUGAUUGUGAUAAGAUUUUACCGACAUAUGCUCGAAUAGCUAAUACGAUUGAUAACGUGUUACGUGUAUGCAGCACGUUUCAUGCAGCAUUAAACGAUGAAAUUAGUGAAAAAUGGACUAAUGAUUUAAUAUGUGAGGCAAAAGUAUUAAUUGUAACAAUUCAGUGCUCACCGUGUUUAACGUUUCUUUCUGCUCACGAUCUAUCAACAGUACAACAAAUGAUUUCUCAUUUGGAGUCGGAACAAACUUACACCGAAAGGCCUGUUAGUGCGUCUAAUUUCCUGAUUGUUCUGUUACGGAAGAUAAUUCAUGAAAUGUUAAUCAUUUUUGCAAGAAUAAUAUCAGUAUACCUGGCCGAAUGUACCAAUCGUGAUCGAUUAUUAGUCAUUGCUCUCGAACAUCUCAUACAUUUAAUGCUUUUCGGUGAUGAAAUUUGCCAUGUUAUUAUACAGUAUGGUGGUUUGGAUUCGUUAUUGUAUUUUUGUGAAGUACCAUCCAUUUCAAAUGGUACCCUUCGGUUACUACUUCGAGCUUUGGCUAUCUUAUGUGGUAAUUAUCGAGGUGCAUUGAAACUUUUAGCGCUUAAUAAAUUUGAGUUAAUUAUUCAAUUGCUAUUUACUUCAACGAUAGCUUGCUCAGCAGAAGCAGCCGGUAUAUUAACGCAACUAACAAAUCCUAAUCAAAAUUAUGUUCGACUAGGUAGUAUGUUGCCAAGAGUUGUGAUACGAAUUCUUGAAAUUGUUGAUAAAAGUAAAGUAGCAGAAUCGUUACUGUUAGCAUUGGCGGCAUUAGCAAAUAUAACAAUGCAAGAAUGCGGAACAAUUGAUAUUCUCUACGAGCAUAAUGCUAUCAAACGUUUUGUUCAAGCAUAUAAAAGGCCGAAAUGUCAUAAUGUAUUUAUUGAAGAACAGUUGUUGACAAUUUUUAUCAGUCUUGCAAAUGGUGCUUAUAUUGAAGCAUUAAUUGGACAAGGUGCAGUUGAUUUCUUGCUUUCGCUAUUAAGAGUACAUGGUAGGACAAAUGUGAACUGUUGCUUGAGAAGGAUUCAGAUACGAACUACGCAAUGCUUACGAACGAUAGCUAAUCACGGAAUUGGUCUUAAGGCUAUACAUGAAAUGAACGGUUAUUCAGUGAUAUCGAAGAUAAUGCGAAAUAAUAAUACACCAGCUGAUGUGAAGAGUAAUUUAUGGUGGAUAACGGAACAAUUAGAGAAAAAAUAUCAAUUAGAAAGUGCUGUAUAG